Procambarus clarkii (red swamp crayfish) is the source of this 3214-nucleotide messenger RNA. The record is from RefSeq and is a predicted model, not a curated record. Lineage: Eukaryota; Metazoa; Arthropoda; Malacostraca; Decapoda; Cambaridae.
UGUGGUCUACGUCGCAGCGUGGGCGGUCUAGGUCGUAAGCAUGUGUAAUGAGUCCGUAGACUGUUGCCAGAUAGGCAAGUGGUGCACAUGUGUCGCACAGUCUAUCUACUAAGUCACGACACACUGUCUACGACGCAGAUGAGAAUUACAUGCGGAGUCAAUUGAAGCAUCAGUCAAAAAAGAGAUCAGAAAUAUAAUGGCGGAAUCUGCGGACGAGAUGCUCUAUGAGGCUAGUGAUAACCGGCCAUCCUAUACUUGCUGGAAACCGUCUCCCCUUUACUCCCUCGCACGUCACGGGAUGAAUUCAUAUUCUUCUUUCGAUCACGUAGUGAGAACUCUGCACUUUGAGGAUUAUAAAGAUAUAUGGAUGGACCAACAAAUGAUUCCAAAUGCCUUAACAGAAAGAACACACACACAUCUGACGAAAAAUCUACCUGGCUUGCCAUAUCUUCCAGGCUUGGAGGGCCUCUGGUAUGGUAUUGACGUCCCGGAUAAUGGGGAUAAUAACUGGUAUGGAAAUGUGAGUUUUAAGAUAAAUUUCAAGAGUUUCCUUCAGAUGCUACAGGAUUACAAGAUCUAUUUCGUCGAAGUUCUUGAAUAUAGAUCUAACAGUGCCUUGAGACUCCUGAUAACAACUCAAGACCUUCCCCUGGAGCGCUAUGACCCGCACAGGUUCGGAGGACCCUGGUACAGAGAUCCCAACAGUGGAGAAGAUUAUUUCCUUACCGACGCGCGCAGGUUAGACGGCAGAUAUAAUUAUUCUGUCAAUGUGGAACUGUUGUUUGUUAUAUCUGACGACCAGUGUGCUUCUCUGUUCAGGAUGUCGGACGUUGUACCAGUAAACCACUCUGAGGCCAACAGCACUUCGUAUCAUUCAUGCAGAAAAUACAGGUCAGGAAGUUUUUGGCAAUAUUGUCCCUCUCCAUGGACGGUGGAUAAAACUUCUGAAAAACUCUUACGAAUCAAACAGAGAUAUGUAAGCCAAGAAUGAUAUAAAACUUUGGCUUUAAUCAACCUAUAUAACCCAAACCACCUGUAAACAAAAUCAGAGCAAGCUUUAUUUUCGCCCCCGUUAACACUGCAUGGUGUCUGUAGCUUAAUUCCAAUGCCUAUGGACUCGAGCUGCAAGCCCAUAGUAUUUUCUACUGCUGUACAACUGAAAUAUAACCACAUGACCAAGAAGUACCGUAUAGUAGACUUUUGUCUACUAUGCAGAAGAAGUAGCAUAAUAAUACCCCUGAAAGCUGACAGAACAGCAACAAUAGUGGCUUAUAGGAAGCUUCAAGCCGUCCCCGCUCUUCAACAAGCCACAUUGAUAUAUUAUCACCUAUUCAUCCAGUUUCUGCGUGCGGCUAUACCCACCUCACAUGACUCCACGGCGGGGCAGGAUGCCCACUGGGUAUACAAACUGGUCAUAGUCCUAAAAUUUACCUGAGAGUAAAUUUUAGACGAGGACAGGAAGCCGGAGGCUUGUUAAAGUAUCCCCAAUUUGCCCUGAAUUGACCUUGACAAAAUGUCAAGCCAAUUUAAAUUACAAACUAUAACUUGAAGCUUAUUCUAUGAAAUCACAAAACCAAGAAUUGGCACGCAAAAUAGAACACCUUCAAAUUAGAGUUAACACAUUCAAAGAAGAUUUUUCGUUUAAAUCCAGUGAAGCCAGCAUCAAACGUGCCCACGAAAAUCGAAAAUCAACUAAAUUUCAUCUAUAUCCAUCAAAGUAAAGGUCAAGAUGAACUUAAUUCGCAAAAGUUACGAGACUGAAUGAUGGAGUUUACGUCUGCAUUCCCUCAAGAUACUGGAGAUGACUACUCUAUCAUAAAAAUACCGAAAACUGGGAAACACGCAUGGUAUAACAAUAGAGAGAAAUAGAUAUAACAAUGACCAGACUGAGGCUGGGACACACCACACUAGCAGGAUACAGCUUUAAACAUAGUUUGGCAGUUAUAAAUAAACUUUGCAACCACAGCCAUGUUGCAAAAUUUACUUCCUUCACUAUGUAAUCGCAUGUAAAAAAAAAUCCUGGAAUUCAGAGAUAACUCUAUAAAUGGGGCUCAAGAAAUUAAAAACUUCAUUUUAAAUGUUGCACUACCAGAAAUCUUAGUAAAGUAUCCAAAGUUUACUUUCUGUAGGUAUUUGUAUGCUGUAAACUUGCCGCCCAGUUCGAUGGGUGUUGAACAGGAUUAGUAACUGAGUGACUAACUGGCUCACGGCAGAUGUUUAAACUGCCUAGUAUAUAAACUUGUGGGCCACUUACUGAACCACUUUACAUAUACAAAUACUUUUGAUAUAUAAUAAUUAAUACGCAUGUGUAUAUGUGUGUAUUAAAAAUUGUAAAACUAGCUUUACAAGGUUCCCAGUGGGCACUGUUGCUUGUAAGCGAGCGACGCUAAAUACUGUUUACUAUGUAACGUCGGUCGCUUUUGACCAACGGUGACCACUGAGGGGUUACUUGCUCCGCUAAAUGAACUGUGGUGUUCAGUUCCUGAACCCUUAAUGUCCCUCUAACCCAUUUUCUCCACAACCCACGGGAUGGGUAUUGGGUGCAUAAUACAUGACAACACUAAUAACUAACACUGUCCCAGACAUCAUGUAUCAUGUGCCAGAAUUAAUUUCAAACAUGUACUUAUAUCCGCCCUCAAAAUGCCUCAAAGUACAUCUAAUAGGGGCGAGGAGAUCUCUCACUACAUAUAAAAUAUCAAGCAGCCAGAGCAUUGCUAAAUAUCUCCAGUCAACCAAAAAAUUAGGCCACAUCGGGUUCGUUAUCAACUCACAAUCGGGAAUCCCAGGCAAGACAAAUGGUUGGACACGUUUCCUAUCUCCAAUACUAGCUGUCCACCUAGCAGUAAAUAGGUAUCUAGGAGUUAGUCAGCUUGUUGGGGGGUUGCAUCCUGGGAAGGGUCACUGAUUCUACCUUGUCGGGACCCCGAUAUAGUAUGUAUAUAUAUAUACACUGGCUGCCUGUCCCCUGACACGGUGACAUUAUUAAUAACUAGUUUUUGUUAUUUCUUGAACAUUCUCAUAUAUGUUUGCUUAUUUCUCUUUUAGUUGUAAGUAUUUACCCAUUAUACCUAUAAAUAACUUUUUGUCUAAAUUAUUCUAAGUUUUACCCGAAACGUUUUUCGUCGUAGUGGCUUAAAUUUGAUAUGUAACCCCUGUACCUACAGUUGUCCCUCAUAAUGUACUCUUGCCUAAAUAAACAUUAUCAUUAUCAUUA